Messenger RNA from Ramularia collo-cygni, 1425 nucleotides. RefSeq names its product related to flavin-containing monooxygenase. The coding region runs from base 1 to 1425 and encodes 474 amino acids. The record is from RefSeq and is a predicted model, not a curated record. Lineage: Eukaryota; Fungi; Ascomycota; Dothideomycetes; Mycosphaerellales; Mycosphaerellaceae. The transcript has 2 exons. Gene Ontology annotation, molecular function: flavin adenine dinucleotide binding; N,N-dimethylaniline monooxygenase activity; NADP binding.
AUGGGCUCUCUCCCACCAUCGAGGCGUUUCAAAGCCGCCUCUGUUGCCAUCCUCGGAGCUGGCUCAAGUGGCAUCGCAGCGGCGAAGUAUCUCCUGGCUGAGAAUGCGUUCUCUCGUAUUGUGAUCUUCGAACAACGUCCUACUGUUGGAGGGCUGUGGAUUCAUUCCCCAUGUGAGGAUGCUUCUGGAGAGAUCACCAUCCCGCAGACAAGCCCGCACGCCGGUUUGCAGAAGCCAAUAUGGGCAGAUGAAGCUGCAGAAAAUCCAACUUUCAUAUCGCCCGUCUACGACAGAUUAGAAACGAACAUCCCUCGAGGUCUGAUGGCCUUUUCGGACCAGUCUUGGCCCGAAGACACCCAGCUCUUCCCCAAACAUACCCAAGUCCUCUCCUACCUUCAGAAACAUAGCCAACAAGUCCAACAUCUCAUCCAUUUUAACACUCAAGUGCAAUCAGUCCGCCAGACCUCCACGGGAAAUUGGACCGUGACUACCAAAAGAAUAUCAAAAAUUUCUCCAUCUCCACCCGAGGAAGAGACAUUCGACGCAGUAGUGAUUGGAAACGGUCACUACGAUGUUCCAAAGCUACCUGAUGUCCCCGGUAUCGAAGCCUUCAACACCGCUUUUCCCGGUGUGAUAACCCAUUCGAAGUUCUACCGCGUCCCCGAAACAUACACUGGCAAGAAGGUCAUCAUAGUGGGGAAUUCCGCCUCAGGGAUCGACAUCGGCUCUCAAAUAGCGACAGUCUGCGCCCUGCCACUUCUUCAAUCCCAGAAAUCCGAAUCAUACCUGAAAGUCGGAGAGUCCUCCCCAUCUAUCGUCGAGAAGCCGGAGAUAGUCGAAUACAUCCUCACAAACCGCAGCGUACGCUUCGCAGAUGGUAGUAUUGAAAGCGAUGUGGAUGCUAUAGUCUAUUGUACGGGAUACUUCUAUUCCUUCCCUUUCCUGGACGAGUUGAACCCACCAGUCAUAACAACUGGAGAGAGAGUUGAGAAUACAUACCAGCACAUCUUUUACCGUCCUAAUCCGAGUCUGGCUUUCUUGGCUUUGAACCAGAAAGUCAUUCCUUUUCCUUGGGCAGAAGCGCAGGCUGCGGUGAUCGCGAGGGUCUUCUCGGGACGCUUGGCACUGCCUGACGAAGAUGAGAUGAAGCGUUGGGAGGACAGCCUCGUGGCAGAGAUGGGAACCGGGACUGCAUUCCAUGUGUUGAAAUUUCCGAAAGAUGCAGCUUCCAUCAACAUGAUGCAUGACUGGGCGAUGAGUGCUGAUGGAGAGGGCGGAAAGGCACCCGUGCUGUGGGGCGAAGAGCAAUGGUGGGUGCGGGAGAGGUUUCCAAAUAUCAAAAAAGCAUUUGCAGAGCUUGGGGAAGGGCGACAUCAGGCCAGGACGCUGGAGGAUGUCGGGUUCAAGUUCGAGGGGAGGGAGUAG